AUGGCUCCGUCCAUCCACCUGGUCCUCCUCCUCUCAGUCUUGCUGAGCCUGGCGGAGACUCCGGCAUCGGCACCUGCCCACCGGGGCCGGGGAGGCUGGACGCUCAACAGUGCUGGCUACCUUCUGGGUCCUGUCCUCCACCUCCCCCAGGUGGCCGAUCAGGACAGGAAGAGGGAGAUGGCUCUCGAGAUCCUAGACCUGUGGAAAGCCAUUGAUGGACUUCCCUAUUCCCACCCUCGGCAGGCCUCCAAGAGGAGUCUGGUGGAGACAUUUGCCAAACCAGAGAUUGGAGAUCUAGGUGUGCUGGGCGAGAAAGUUCCCAAGGAGGAAGGUGUCCUGAAGUCAUAG
This is a messenger RNA of Lemur catta (Ring-tailed lemur), 348 nucleotides long. It is a transcript of the gene GALP, whose product is annotated as galanin like peptide. Gene Ontology annotation, molecular function: hormone activity. Gene Ontology annotation, biological process: behavioral response to starvation; antimicrobial humoral immune response mediated by antimicrobial peptide; defense response to Gram-negative bacterium. The record is from RefSeq and is a predicted model, not a curated record. Bases 1 to 348 code for a protein of 115 amino acids. Lineage: Eukaryota; Metazoa; Chordata; Mammalia; Primates; Lemuridae. Gene Ontology annotation, cellular component: extracellular region. The transcript has 5 exons.